This is a messenger RNA of Saccoglossus kowalevskii, 1240 nucleotides long. RefSeq names its product galactosylceramide sulfotransferase-like. Gene Ontology annotation, cellular component: membrane. Gene Ontology annotation, biological process: glycolipid biosynthetic process. The record is from RefSeq and is a predicted model, not a curated record. Lineage: Eukaryota; Metazoa; Hemichordata; Enteropneusta; Harrimaniidae. Gene Ontology annotation, molecular function: galactosylceramide sulfotransferase activity.
GAAUGUGGUCUGCAAGAUGGCAGGUGCACAGACGAAAAGACAUUUACAUCUAAUUCUCAUGUAUUGUGCCUGUUGUCUACUUUUAUUUGCAGUUUUCUCUAGUCAUUUUAUUGAAUUGCGGCCACGUGCACUAGUAUCUCUGGUUCAAAAGAAUGAAACAACGCCUUUAUUUUCUCAUGAUGACACAUGUAAACCAGUCCAGCAAAUAGUAUUUUUGAAGACUCAUAAAACGGCCAGCACUACAAGCAAUACAAUAAUUCAAAGAUAUGCAUAUUUCAAUAAUCUCACAUUUGCUCUUCCUUACAUCGGUGGAAAAUUUUGUUUCUACCAACUUUUCAAUCGUAGAAUGGUCAGUAAUCCAAAAUUUGAAUUUGACCCCGGGAGUGCAGCUAGUGUGUUCAAUAUACUUGCCAAUCAUGCCAGGUUUUCUAGAACUGAAAUGGAUGUAGUUGUACCACAAGCUACAUAUUUAACUAUCCUCCGGAACCCAAUUGCAAGGUUUGAAUCAGUUUUUGGAUAUUACAGAAUUGAUGAAGAAUUAAAGUUGGAUAAAUAUUCCAAUCCGAUUGAGGCAUUUUUCGAAAAACCUGAUUACUAUUUUAACAGACGCCCAUCCAUGUAUUUUCAACUAAAGAAUGGAAUGAUGUAUUCACUUGGACUUGAUCAUCGUUUCCAUGACAAUACAACUCGUGUGUUGGAGAAGAUUGAACAGCUUGAUAGAGAAUUUGAUCUUUUUAUGAUGACUGAAUACUUUGAUGAAUCUCUUGUGUUGAUGAAAAAGAUACUUUGUUGGGAUACCGAUAGUAUGAUGUAUCUCCCCAAAGGAUUGCGUAAAGAAUCUCGACGAUUUAACCUCACUGAUGAGAUGAAGGCAAAAAUCAGGGCCUGGAAUGCAGCAGACGUCAUGCUAUAUAACCAUUUUAACAAAUCAUUUUGGAGAAAAGUGAAAGAAUAUGGUGACAAUUUUCAGGAAGAUCUCCAGAACUUGCAAGAAGCGGAGAAACAAGUGUAUGAAACCUGCAUAGAUGCAGAUCGCAGGCCACGAGGAUAUUUAGAUCCAAGAGAAAGCUUUCUAUCACUGCGAAAAAAUGCUAGUGAAUUGUGUCGCAUUCUAUAUAAACGUGUUGAUUAUUUUGUGAACCAUGCCAGGGUCAAACAAGACACCCCACCUGCGCCCAGAGGUCGUUAUGGUUACUCGUGUAGAGACACAACACCACCUCUAAGUGUACAAAAACUGUAG